CAAUGACUAUGACCGGCACAUAGCGUUAUAAAUAAAUAGAAAUGAUAAGAUUGCGUUCCCACACCAAGCGCGAUUGUGAUAUGGCUGGACUUGCCCUAGCUCUACUGACCCUGCUACCUCUGUGCUUUGGGGCACCUUUUGAUCCCUAUGCAAUCAACCAGAACUUUGGCAGUGGGGGGUUUGGAGGAGAUGGGUUCGGAGGAGGGGGGUUCGGAGUGAGCGCGUCAGCUUCUCACUCGAACUUUGACCCCAACGCACUUAACCAUGGAUUUGGCGGAGGCGGAUUUGGCGACGGAUUCAGUACACCUGCCAUUGACAUGGGAACAUUCGAUCCUAAUGGAUUUUCGACUCCAUCCUUUGAUCCCAAUUCACUCAACGGAUUCAACUCCGGUGGAUUUGAUCCUAAUGCAUUUGGAAAGAAAUAAAUUAUUUAUUUAUGUA
Molecule: messenger RNA, 441 nt
Organism: Magallana angulata
Lineage: Eukaryota; Metazoa; Mollusca; Bivalvia; Ostreida; Ostreidae
Product: keratin, type II cytoskeletal 2 epidermal-like
Exons: 3
Coding region: 42-425 (127 amino acids)
Source: RefSeq, a predicted model, not a curated record